CACGCAUUGCGCAGUCGUGUGAGUCAGCUGUCAGGGCAACAUGAACGGCGCAGUCAGGUGAAGUGUAAAUAGUUUGUGAGUGGUUUGAACCGUAAAAAUAUUUCGCACUGUUGCUUGGAUUGCAAAGGCAAGUGGAUAAACGGUGGGACCAGUUUCCCGGAGAGGCGACAGAGCGAUUUGCUUUUAGGUUAAAAACGAUUCGGUGGAAAUUUUUGUCCUCUUCUGGGAGCGAUUCAACUGAACGAUUCUACGCUUCGAGAAUUGCGUUAUUCGUUACGGAAAGAGAACGAAACAGCUGGUCAGAGGCAACUUGAAAAACAUGCGAAUAAAAUGGACGACGAUCGUGUACGCGAUCGUUAGUUUGAUCGGGACGACGAGAUGCAGUGACAUCACUGCAGCGGUGUUCGGAGGCGUGCUGGAUGGCAUGCCAGCCGCGUUUGGAGACUUCAAUUCGGACGAAUUGACGGAUGUGUUCAUGUUACGCAACAACGGCACCACUGUCGUGGAGAUAUUCCUAGCUUCGGACCAGGAACCGCUGCUGAGGCCCAGCUCGGAUCUGACGUGUACGUUCAGUCGUACAGUGGUCGGCGUUGUGCCUGGAGACUUCGACGGAGAUGUUUUCAUGGACGUACUAGUGGUAACGUACGAACCAAGGGAGAAGUUAUCGUACGCUUACGUAUUAUGGGGUGGGAACGGUCAAUUGAAUUGCACAAAGGAGAGCGAACCAUUGGUAAAAAUGAGGGGCCAACCACUAGCAUUGGACCACAACGGAGACAUGAUCAUAGAUCUAUUUGGGCUGGAUGAACACGGGGACAGGAUGUUCUGGAUAUUUGACGAGAGUAGAAAAGCACCGAAAGCAGUACGAAUGCUUCCACCAAACCGCUCUUCCAUCCAGUUGGACCCUCUUCCACCAAUCGGCGAACCCCACUCUAACGCCUACUUAGACCUGAACAGCGAUUUCCUAGCAGACCUGGUGGUAACCACACGGAGAUCCUUCGAAAUCUGGCUGGGCGUCGAGAAGCGGGGUUUCGAAUUCCAAAAGACUAUACCAUUCCCGUACAACAUUUCACCAGACGAGAACUUCCCCGGUGUGAUCGGGCAGACCCUCUACCUGGAUAUGGAGUUGACCGGCAAGAUGGACUUGCUGCUGCCACUGUGCUUCGACAGCGCGUGCACCAACAGCACCAUCAUGAUGUACUCCGACGAGUGGCACGACCUGCGCGUGAACUUUGCGGACGGGAACAACGUGAUGUGGGGGUUCGUGAACCCCGACGGACAACGGUACACGGACACGAUCACUCUGCGCGGCGGUGACUUCAACAUGGACGGCUACCCGGACCUGCUGGCCACGCUCAAGUCGACCACCAGCAGGCAGAAGCGGUCCUUCCUCUUGGAGAACGUCGCGUGCGACAAAUGCGUUGGUUUCGCCCGGACGUUCCAGGUCAAGUGGCAGGCGUUGAACCCGUUCUACAAUGAGACCGCGAUGGCGGUGUUCUACGACUUCUACCAGGACGGUAUUCUGGACGUGAUCCUGGUGGAGUUCGAGAAGAGCAACGGCACGUACCGUACAGCGGCGUUCAAGAACAGUUUGGACUACGACGCGAACUUCGUUAAGGUAAUGGUCCUGACCGGACGCAACAACAGCUUGUACCCGAUUUCACCGGGGUCCCUUGGGAAGAAGAAGAGGACGUACGGCACCAAUCUGCCUGGACCCUCGAUAGCGUAUCGAACCACCACCCAGGACGGCAGUCCUCGAAACGCGAUCGCCGCCCAGCUACCGCAGAGUGCGCACUUUUCUCUGAACUUACCGUACACGACGUUCGGUUUAGGCAGAACGCCGAACUUCGUCGACGCUCUGACGAUAGGGGUAGGCGGCAAGUCUCGGGAGUGGCCGCAGAUCAUUCCAAACUCUCAGAUGGUCGUCAUUCCGAAUCCGAUAGCGGAGCCGUGGAAGUGGAAGGCGCAGCUGUUCGUGACCCCGAGCAAACUGAUUCUGCUGAGCGCCGCCGCGUUGACGGGCACUUGCGGCCUGAUAUCGUUCAUUAUCAUCGCCUUGUAUUGGAAGGAGCGGAGGGAGGACAAGAUCGAGAAGCUGCAAGAGGCGCACAGAUUCCCCUUCGACGCUAUGUAAAAUACGAGGAUAGAAAUAAGAAUUUGUUGCCCGCUCCCCGUUAACGAAUGUAUAUUUAUUUCAUUUCUCGACGUGUAAGAUGUUUCAUAAACGAUAAAUAAAUUAAGUAACCGAU
Nomia melanderi (Alkali bee) is the source of this 2246-nucleotide messenger RNA. RefSeq names its product T-cell immunomodulatory protein. Lineage: Eukaryota; Metazoa; Arthropoda; Insecta; Hymenoptera; Halictidae. Gene Ontology annotation, cellular component: plasma membrane. The record is from RefSeq and is a predicted model, not a curated record.